This is a messenger RNA of Daldinia loculata, 438 nucleotides long. RefSeq lists its product as uncharacterized. The annotation marks the transcript as partial. Lineage: Eukaryota; Fungi; Ascomycota; Sordariomycetes; Xylariales; Hypoxylaceae. The record is from RefSeq and is a predicted model, not a curated record. The transcript has a single exon.
AUUCGAUUUCCACGGACCGAUAUUAAAGAAACUGUCUAAGCUGACACAGUCUAAUAAAGUACCAUAUAUUUUAUCUUCUCCUUUGUCAUUUGUUUCUUAGCCAUCUAUCUAGCCGGUUUUGUCCCGUCCCACGCAGCCAUAACAUCACCGAUGCUAUCGGGCUUCCUGAAACUUUUACCAGCGUUAUAAUUCUCUCCAUAUCUACAACGCUACCUCUAGGAAGUUCAUUGCCGUCAUAAAUGACUAGGUAUCAAGGUCAUGCAGGCAUCCUCGUGGUCACCACAACCGGAAGCAACGUCUUUCUACUUUCGCUCUAUGUGGGAAUCAUCAUGGUCGACGCAUCUGGAGAGUUUGGCCAUGAUGACGUCACCAUCGCCGAGCUGGCAGUGCUGUCUUUACGCUUACUAUAUAGGUACCUUUUAGGUAGUUUAAUGUGAG